Molecule: messenger RNA, 1473 nt
Organism: Dovyalis caffra
Lineage: Eukaryota; Viridiplantae; Streptophyta; Magnoliopsida; Malpighiales; Salicaceae
Source: the annotation of a GenBank genome assembly
AUGGCGCCAAAGCGAAAGAAAAGUCCCUCAAUCGAUCCCCAGGGAAUGUUCUCAGGAAUGGUUGUGUUUUUGGUCGAAACUGGAGUUCAGUCGCGUCGCUUCCAGAUUUGGAAGCAGAAGCUGGUGCAAAUGGGCGCUACUAUCGAGGAGCGCUUUUCGAAGAAAGUCACUCAUGUUUUUGCUAUUAAUUCACAGACCCUUCUCCAACAAUUGGAUGGAAAACUACUAAAACGCUUCAAACCAAGGGUUCUCCUUUAUCAAUGGCUAGAGGACAGUUUGAGAUUAGGGGAAAAGGUUUCUGAGGAUCAAUAUCAUAUACUAGUUGAUUUGGAAGGAGAGAAUACAAAAGACAAGUCUUUGGUUUUGAAAUUAGCCAAUGAGAACACUUCCAGUUCUGAUGAACUGUCACCUCACAGUGAAAAGAUCAAAUCUGAUGUGAAAAGCUUCAAAUCAGAUGCAGAAAGUAAAGGUUUGUCUGAGGUACCAAAUAGUCCCAGACGACGUUCUGACAGCUCACCUCUCUCACGAAGUCCUACCAAUCCAAUAACCUCUAGUACUCCGCAUUCAGAUGCUAUUCCUGUUAUUGAGAAGUUGCCCUUUAAAAUUGAUAGUGCAGACCAGGUCAAAGAUUUGCCUGGCAUUGGCAAGUCAAUGCAGGAUCAUAUUCAGGAGAUAGUCACUACUGGGAGAUUAUCCAAGUUGGAGCACUUUGAAACAGAUGAAAAGGUACGGACCAUUAGUUUGUUUGGGGAGGUUUGGGGUAUUGGUCCAGCCACGGCCCUAAAAUUAUAUGAGAAAGGGCAUCGCACACUAGAGGAUCUGGUGAAUGAAGAUUCAUUGACACAUUCACAGAAGUUAGGAUUAAAAUAUUUUGAUGAUAUUAAGAUGAGGAUUCCACGCCAAGAGGUUCAAGAAAUGGAACUACUGCUACAGAGAACAGGUGAAGAGAUGUUACCUGGGGUGGUUAUUUUAUGUGGAGGAUCAUAUAGACGUGGAAAAGCUUCUUGUGGUGAUUUGGACAUUGUGAUCACGCACCCUGAUGGGAAAAGUCAUAAAGGUUUUCUAACAAGGUAUGUGAAGCGUUUAAAGGAUAUGAAAUUCCUAAGAGAGGAUUUGAUUUUCAGUACUCACAGCAAGGAGGGUACUGAUUCAGGUGUUGACACAUAUUUUGGGCUUUGCACAUAUCCUGGGCGAGAACUGCGGCACCGAAUAGACUUUAAGGUAUAUCCAAGGGACAUAUAUGCGUUCGGUCUAAUAGCAUGGACAGGGAAUGAUGUAUUAAACAGGAGGCUGAGACUACUAGCAGAAUCCAAAGGAUAUCGGCUUGAUGAUACUGGAUUAUUUCCAGCUACCCAGGCUUCAGGAGGCAAGCGAGGUGCAAGAGCUAGUGCAAGUCUGAGAUUUGACAAUGAAAAAGAGGUGUUUGAUUUCCUAGGAUUUCCUUGGUUGGAACCGCAUGAAAGAAAUCUGUGA